Pygocentrus nattereri (red-bellied piranha) is the source of this 2556-nucleotide messenger RNA. RefSeq names its product gastrula zinc finger protein XlCGF57.1-like. The transcript is spliced from 3 exons. Lineage: Eukaryota; Metazoa; Chordata; Actinopteri; Characiformes; Serrasalmidae. The record is from RefSeq and is a predicted model, not a curated record. Bases 236 to 2098 code for a protein of 620 amino acids. Gene Ontology annotation, cellular component: nucleus.
CGGCAGCCAGGACGCCAGUUGCUAGCAAAGCUGCUAACGCAGCCCAGCAGCGUUUUAGAAGUUACGAAAAGAAGAUUUCGCUCAAAAUAUCUCAGUUUACAGUACGAAACGCUUCAACACCCGAUUAAUGCGCGAAUCUGUGGUGGCUAAGACAACGUUGGGUAUCCACGACAUUUCAGAGUUUUGACCAGACAAAUUCACUCCAGCACGGCGUGUUUGGCAAGACAAAUCAGUAAUGAUGUCUCAUGUUAAAGAGGAGUGUGAGGAUAUCGGUGUCAUGGAGGCGUCUGGACUGAAGGUGGAAAACAAAGGGAUGGAGAAAGGACACAUAUUCCAAGAAUACAUUAAAGAGGAGUUCAAACUGGAAGUGGAGCCAUUUGAGGAAGAAUGUGCUGCACAAAAAUCUGAACAAAGCUCCAGUGAUUCCCUCCAGCAGAAAGAUCACCUGAGAAUUCCUACUGAAGAAGCCAGCGAAUGCCACAUGGAUGUCGAUGAAGGAAUGAGUUCUCAUCAGUGCUCUCAGUGUGAGUGGAGUUUUGAACAUUUUACAGAUUUAAAACAACAUGAAAAAACUCAUACUGGAGAAAAUCUGUUCGCCUGCUCUGAGUGUGGAAGAAGUUUUACAACAUCAAAAAACCUCAAAGUCCACAUGAUCAUACAUACUGUGAAAAAGCCCUUCACCUGCACUUACUGCGGAAAAGGCUUUUCAACAUCAAGCUACUGUAAAACCCACAUGAUGAUUCAUACUGGAGAAAAGCCUUUUACCUGCGUCCAGUGUGGGAAGAGUUUUUUGACCUCGGCGCACUAUAAAACCCACCUGAUGAUUCAUACUGGAGAGAAGCCUUUUAGCUGCUCCGAUUGUGGAAAAGUUUUUUUAACAUCAGGCCACCUUAAAACCCACAUGAUGAUUCAUACCGGAGAAAAGCCUUUUACCUGCACUCAGUGUGGGAAGAGUUUUGUUUGUUUCGCAGAGUUAAAAGCACACCAAAGGAUUCACACUGGAGAAAGGCCUUUUGUCUGUUCUGAGUGUGGAAAGACAUUUAGAGUAAAAAGAAACUUAAAAUUCCACCUGAUGAUUCAUACUGGAGAAAAGCCGUUCUCCUGCUCUGAGUGCAGAAAAACCUUUUCAAACUCAAGCCACCUGAAAGCCCAUAUGAAGAUUCAUACUGGAGAGAAGCCGUUUACCUGCUCUCAGUGUGGAAAGAGUUUUUUUACAUCAGCUCACUACAAAACCCACAUGGCGAUUCAUACUGGAUUAAAACCAUUUGCCUGCUCCGAGUGCGGAAAAGGUUUUUCAAAAACAAGCGAUGUUAAAAGACACAUGAUGACUCAUGCUACAGAAAAGCCUUUCACCUGCUCGGAGUGUGGAAAAGGUUUUUUAAUUUUGAGCAACCUUAAAACCCACAUGAUGAUUCAUACUGGAGAAAAGCCUUUCAGCUGCACUCAGUGUGGGGCAGGUUUCACAACUUCGAGCGCUUUAGCAGGUCACAUGUACAUACAUACGGGAAAUAAACCCCAUCAGUGCUCACAGUGCGAGAAGAGCUUUGUACGUGUUUCAGAGUUAAAACUACAUCUAAGAAUUCACACUGGAGAAAGACCCUUUAUCUGUUCUCAGUGCGGAAAGACAUUUAGAGUAAAGAGAAACCUUCAACUCCACGUUAUGAUUCAUACGGGAGAAAAGCCGUUUUCCUGCUCCGAGUGCGGAAAAGCUUUUUCAAAUGCAAGCCACCUGAAAUCCCACAUCAUCAUUCAUACCGGAGAAAAGCCUUUUACCUGCCCUCAGUGUGGAAAAGGUUUUUCAACAUCAACUCAUUACAAAAACCACAUGAACACUCAUACUGGAGAAAAGCCGUACACCUGCACCGAGUGCGGAAAAAGAUUUUCAAAAUCGAGCGACGUUAAAAGACACAUGAUGAUUCAUACCGGAGAGAAGCCAUUUGUCUGCUCAAAGUGCGGAAAAGGCUUCUCAGGAUCAAGUCACCUUAAAGGCCACAUGGUGGUUCAUACACGGGAAAAGCUUCAUAACUGCUCUCAGUGUGGAAAGACGUAUAAGAGUCAGAAAGCAUGCCAGAAUCACAUGAUGGUUCACACACAGUGACGUCUUUUUGUUCAGCAUGGGGGGUUCAUGAAGCAGAAUCUUUGGAUGAAGUGAUGGGGAUGGACUUGCCUCUGCAACUAUGCAGAAAUUUGAAAUUAUCAUAUAUAACAUUUAUCUGGAUAAAUAAUUGUUUAUUUAAGUAAUUUAAUGCUUACGGUACACUAUAUGGUCAAAAGCAUCUGACCAUCAUACCUGCAUGAGCUUGUUGGACGUCACAUUCCAAAACCAUGGGCAUGUGGAAAUUUGUACCCAUUCAGUCAAAAGAGCAUUUGUGAGGUCAGACUCUGAUGUUGGACAACAGAGCCUGACUCACAAACGACGUUCCAGUUCAACCCACAGGUGUUCAGUGGGGUUGAGGUCAGGGCUCUGUGUAGGCCACUGGAGUUUCUCCACACCAUACUCAUCAAACCAUGGGGCUCAGUAAUGCUGGAACCAGAAAGGUUCUUCCCCAAACUGCU